Molecule: messenger RNA, 3150 nt
Organism: Biomphalaria glabrata
Lineage: Eukaryota; Metazoa; Mollusca; Gastropoda; Planorbidae
Product: translation factor Guf1, mitochondrial-like
Exons: 18
Coding region: 302-2287 (661 amino acids)
Biological process (GO): positive regulation of translation
Cellular component (GO): mitochondrion
Molecular function (GO): mitochondrial ribosome binding; GTPase activity; GTP binding
Source: RefSeq, a predicted model, not a curated record
AAAAAUAGUACGAACAAAAUAGCAAAGGAGGUCGACGAAAGAUAUAGAAUAUAGACUAGAUCUAUACUUAAUAAUAAUAUAGUCUUUUAGUUAGAGAUCUAGUCUAGAUGAUUAUGAUAGAUCUAGAAGCAGAUAGAUCCUAGAUCUAGAUAUUGAUACACAUGGAAAUAUAAAUAUAUUAUAAACUAGAUGCAUAACACGUAGACUCUUGUGACUUGUCGUAGGACGUAUUCAUUCAUCUUCUUUUUUGAAGUAACGUCUGUAGUUUUCUAAUCACUAAUUUCACUGGUAGUUGUUUGAGAUGUCUGGGUCCUUGUUUUGGCAAAGGCUGUUUCUUCACAGAUGGCAAAGACAGAUGAAGUAUUUGACUAAAAUCACUAGUAAAAAUGCUCUAAAUAAAAACUUACAGCACAGGCACAUAUCAACCACACUGCAGUUACUGAAUCAGAGUAAACCACUUCAGUUUGACUUAAGCAGCUUCCCAGUUGAAAAUAUUAGAAACUUUUGCAUCAUAGCACAUGUGGAUCAUGGGAAAAGUACACUAGCAGAUAGACUUUUAGAAAUAACAGGAACAAUACCAAAGGGGAACAACCAGCAGGUCCUUGACAAACUGCCUGUCGAGAGAGAAAGGGGAAUAACUGUUAAAGCUCAAACAGCCAGUUUAAUUUAUAGAUACAAUGAUCAAGAUUACUUACUUAACCUGAUUGAUACACCAGGUCAUGUUGAUUUUCAUUAUGAAGUUUCACGUUCUCUAGCUGCUUGUCAAGGAGUUAUCUUACUUGUUGAUGCUAACCAGGGAGUUCAGGCUCAGACUGUUGCCAACUUUUAUUUAGCUUUUGAGGCUGAACUAACUAUAAUUCCCGUUUUAAACAAAAUUGAUUUGAAAAAUGCGCAAGUGGAAGUUGUAUCAGACCAGAUUCACAACCUGUUUGACUUGGACAAGAAAGAUAUCUUAAAGAUUUCUGCUAAACAAGGAACAGGUGUGGAGGAAGUUUUGAAGGCAGUCAUUGAGAGGAUACCUUGUCCCAAAUUUGAUAAAACCAAGCCACUUAGAGCUUUUGUUUUUGACUCUUGGUAUGAUCGCUUCAAAGGAGUGGUAGCCCAUUUUGCCAUUUGUGAUGGUAUUAUUAAAGAAGGUGAUAGAAUAUUGUGUAACAGCACAAAGAAAAAUUAUGAGGUAACUGAAAUUGGCAUUAUGUACCCAGAUCAAGUUUCUACCGGGGUUUUGUUUGCUGGCCAGGUAGGCUAUGCCAUGAUGAACAUGAAGAAUACAGAUGAGGCUAAAAUUGGGGACACCUUCUAUCAUGAAAAUCAAACAGUCAAACCUCUGCCAGGGUUUAAAGAAGCAAUUCCAAUGGUUUUUGCUGGGAUGUUUCCAAUGGAGCAUUCAGAGUUCCUUCAGUUGAAAAGUGCAAUAGAGAAAUUAACUUUAAAUGAUCGCAGUGUGCAAGUUCGAAUGGACAGUAGUCCAGUGUUAGGUCAAGGUUACAGACUUGGUUUUCUGGGUCUCCUACACAUGGAGGUCUUCAACCAAAGAUUAGAGCAAGAGUUUGAUGCCUCUGUUAUAAUCACUGCACCGAAUAUAGCAUUUAAAGUAAAAAUAAAAGGUGAAAAGAAUAUCAAACAGUAUGGCUCAGAAGAACUUCUUGUUUUGAAUCCGUGUCUGAUGCCCAGUAUAGAUAUCAUCACUGAAUACCAAGAACCAAUGGUUAAUGGGACCAUCAUCUCACCUGCUGAGUAUAUCAAUUCCAUCACCGAACUAUGUCUUAACCAUCGAGGACGUUUGAAAGACCAGUCCUACAUUGAUGAUACCAGAGUCUUGUUUAAAGUUUUGUUUCCACUCUCUGAAAUCCUCGUGGAUUUCUUUGAUAAGCUCAAAUCUCUGUCUUCAGGUUACGCCAGUUUUGACUAUGAAGAUGCUGGUUUUGAGAUCACUGACUUGGUUAAGGUGGACUUUACAUUAAAUGGUCGUGAGGUGGAGGAGCUGACUUUAAUAUGUCAUGUCUCCAGAGCUAGAGAUAUGGCUAAAAGAGUCUGUGAGAGACUUAAAGCGACCAUUCCCCGACAGCAGUUUGUGAUCGCUGUUCAGGGUAAAGUGAAUCAGAAGGUCAUUGCCAGGGAAGACAUCAAGGCCUACAGAAAAGAUGUGACAGCUAAAUGUUAUGGUGGUGACAUCACAAGAAAGAUGAAGCUUUUAAAAAGCCAAGCAGAAGGAAAGAAAAAACUUCGAAUGAUUGGAAACAUUGAAAUACCAAAAGAUGCCUUUAUAAAAAUACUUCAGAAGUGAUGGGAUGCUAGAUACUUAGGGUUUGAGAUACGUUUGUAUCAAAUGAAUGUGUACAUAAGUUAUUUUAAUGUAUUUUAAGGAAAUUCAACAGUAUGUCUGUUAAUAAAUCAAAGUUAGGGUUUGAGAUACGUUUGUAUCAAAUGAAUGUGUACAUAAGUUAUUUUAAUGUAUUUUAAGGAAAUUCAACAGUAUGUCUGUUAAUAAAUCAAAGUUAGGGUUUGAGAUAUGUUUGUAUCAAAUAAAUGUAUACAUAAGUUAUUUUAAUGUAUUUUAAGGAAAUUCAACAGUAUGUCUGUUAAUAAAUCAAAGUUAGGGUUUGAGAUAUGUGUGUAUCAAAUAAAUGUAUACAUAAGUUAUUUUAAUGUAUUUUAAGGAAAUACAACAGUAUGUCUGUUAAUAAAUCAAAGUUAGGGUUUAUUUUGAGAUAUGUGUGUAUCAAAUAAAUGAAUGUAUACAUGAAGUUAUUUUAAUGUAUUUUAAGGAAAUUCAACAGUAUGUCUGUUAAUAAAUCAAAGUUAGGGUUUGAGAUAUGUUUGUAUCAAAUAAAUGUAUACAUAAGUUAUUUUAAUGUAUUUUAAGGAAAUUCAACAGUAUGUCUGUUAAUAAAUCAAAGUUAGGGUUUGAGAUAUGUGUGUAUCAAAUAAAUGUAUACAUAAGUUAUUUUAAUGUAUUUUAAGGAAAUACAACAGUAUGUCUGUUAAUAAAUCAAAGUUAGGGUUUAUUUUGAGAUAUGUGUGUAUCAAAUAAAUGAAUGUAUACAUGAAGUUAUUUUAAUGUAUUUUAAGGAAAUUAUUCAACAGUAUGUCUGUUAAUAAAUCAAAGAUGACAACAGUUGAAUAUUUUUAAUAAAAUGGAUUUAGAAA